ACGAUUAAUAUCCUGCGCGUUUGGACACAUGUUCCUUCCGCUUAUACUUAAUCCCUUCUUCCCUGACGACGCCCAGUCCAUUCUUUUCAACGACUUUUCAAGGCAGCCUUUAAUCGAUCGACGAAGCUCCUCUUUUCGUUGCCGGGCAAUCCAGCCGCCUCGUAUCUACUUUCUGAGAAUUAUACGCGCCAGAAACUGCUUCAAUUGCUUACAAAAUGAAUAUCUUCAGACUUUUAGCCGAUUUUUCCCAUUUGAUAUCCAUCCUAAUCCUCCUACAGAAAAUGAAGUCAUCGAACAGCUGCGCUGGACUUUCUUUCAAGUCACAAGUUCUGUAUUUGAUUGUGUUUAUAACGCGCUAUCUGGAUCUCUUGUGGACCUUCACGGAUUCUUUGUAUAAUACGGUUUUUAAAAUUCUCUUCCUCGCUUCCUCGGCCUAUACGAUUUACCUCAUGCUCAACGACUACAAGCCGACGCACGACCCGAACACCGAUACAUUCAAGGUUCAGUAUCUCCUCGGUUUUAGUGCCUUAUUAGCAGUAUUGUUCCCACAUGACUAUAGUGCUUCAGAAAUUCUAUGGACAUUUUCUAUCUGGCUUGAGUCCGUUGCAAUUCUGCCUCAGCUAUUCAUGUUACAGCGAACUGGUGAGGCAGACACUAUUACGACACACUACCUCUUCGCUUUGGGUCUUUAUCGAGCGCUAUAUAUUCCAAACUGGAUUUAUCGCUAUUUUGCUGAAGGUUUCUUCCGUGCUAUUCCAGUUUUAGCCGGAAUCAUUCAGACCGUCCUCUAUUCCGACUUCUUCUAUAUUUAUUACACCAAGAUUAUGAAGGGGAAGCGCUUUUCUCUUCCCGUAUGAUUUUCCACCAUUGUAUCAAUGACAAAAAGCCAUCUCUUCAUUCUAGAUGUAUUGCUAGAAAACUACCUUUAUUUACGGAAUUAGAUUAUCCUAGGGGGGCUCAUAUUUGAAAUAUGCUCUUCCAGUACACUUUUAAUAAUUAAAUUACAUUUGAAUGUC
Talaromyces proteolyticus is the source of this 1016-nucleotide messenger RNA. Its product is annotated as putative er lumen protein retaining receptor. The record is from RefSeq and is a predicted model, not a curated record. Gene Ontology annotation, molecular function: ER lumen protein retrieval receptor activity. The transcript has 6 exons. Gene Ontology annotation, cellular component: membrane; cis-Golgi network; endoplasmic reticulum. The coding region runs from base 216 to 857 and encodes 213 amino acids. Gene Ontology annotation, biological process: protein retention in ER lumen; endoplasmic reticulum to Golgi vesicle-mediated transport. NCBI's taxonomy places the organism in Eukaryota, Fungi, Ascomycota, Eurotiomycetes, Eurotiales, Trichocomaceae.